GCUGCUCAGCUCUGCACUCGCCAACUUGCGCAUUUUCCGCGCCCGUCUUUUCUUCCAUCUGUCUCCUUUGUCGGUCUGUUCCUUUGCUGUACGACUGCUGUGUCUGCUGCUCGACCGUAUACUCGCGCCCGCGCACUUCUGGACGUUGCCGCCCCUGGCUUUUCGCACCGCCGCCGACAACCAAAUCUCUCGCGCAGCCGUAGCAAGCAGAAGCCCCACCUGGUAAUCACCAUCUCUCCACUGCGGUGUAGGUGUUGAUUCUCCCACCGUCCAUCAAACGGCCGCUGCUCCUGCUGCUGUCUGUCUAUCUCCUUGUCAGUCUCCUCACUCAGCCUCCGCACCGCUCUCCUUCCCCGUCCCCGGGGAUUCCUUCUGUACGGCGCCUAACCGCUCCGCUUCAGCUUUUUCCCACUCUCGCCCUUCUGCAUUGCGACUUUCUGCAAUCUGCUUCCGCCCCCUCUCAUAGCGCUCUGUCUUCGCCAUGGCCGAUACCACGACUCCCUCCGAAUUCGCCCAGCCCACCGCGGGCCAAGCGCCAGGCACACAAGGCCAUCAGAAUGGCUCUGGCAGUCACAUGCCCCCUCCGCCGAUGCCUGCGCUCAAUGUCAGCAUCCCUAUGAACUAUCAGCCUCCACCCUCGGAGCUUACCGACAUGAUGUCGCCGACAAGCGCCGGAGGUCAGGUGCGGCGUGCGGCCCCGGAGCCCAACAAAAGGGCGCUGUACGUGGGAGGUCUUGACCCGCGCGUCACGGAGGAUGUGCUGAAGCAGAUAUUUGAGACGACUGGGCACGUGCAAAGCGUCAAGAUCAUCCCAGACAAGAAUUUCCAAUCAAAAGGUUACAACUACGGAUUUGUCGAGUACGACGACCCGGGCGCCGCCGAAAGAGCCAUGCAGACCCUCAACGGAAGGCGCGUGCAUCAGCAAGAGAUUCGCGUCAACUGGGCAUACCAGUCCAACACAUCGGCGAAAGAGGAUACCACGAACCACUUCCACAUCUUCGUCGGCGAUCUCUCGAACGAGGUCAACGAUGAAGUGCUCUUGCAAGCUUUCUCCGCAUUCGGCAACGUUUCAGAAGCACGUGUCAUGUGGGACAUGAAGACUGGACGAUCUCGUGGAUACGGCUUUGUUGCGUUUAGGGACCGCGGCGAAGCCGAAAAGGCACUGAGCUCGAUGGAUGGCGAGUGGCUCGGAUCUCGUGCCAUUCGCUGCAACUGGGCAAACCAGAAGGGUCAACCGUCAUUCUCUCAGCAGCAGGCUAUGGCUCAGAUGGGUCUGACGCCGACGACACCUUACGGACACCACCAGUUCCCCACUCAGGGAACUCAGUCCUACGAGAUGGUCGUGGCUCAGACGCCGCAGUGGCAGACGACCUGCUACGUCGGCAACCUCACUCCUUACACGACCCAGAACGACCUCGUACCACUCUUCCAGAACUUCGGCUACGUGACUGAAACGCGCUUUCAGUCUGACCGCGGCUUCGCAUUCAUCAAGAUGGACACGCACGAGAACGCCGCAAAUGCGAUCUGCCAGUUGAACGGAUAUCAGGUCAACGGUCGCCCGUUGAAAUGCAGCUGGGGUAAAGACCGUCCUCCGACCGGCCAAUUCGAUGGCUUUUCGCCAGCAACCGCCCAGACACCAGGCUCUGCUUUCUCUGCUGCGACGCCCCAAGCCUUCUUUCCACAAUACGGUCAGCCGGCUGCAAUGUCACCUCAAGCCUCACCAGCAGGCUUCCAGCAGCAAGGUGCAGCAGGCUGGCAACAGCAAGGCAUGACACCUUCGGCCAUGCAUCCAGGAGCGCCAGGCUGGCCAGGCGCUCAGCUUCCUCCCAGUGCUGGCGGCUUCAAUCCACAGUCACCUGCUGGAUACGGCAUUCCCCAAACUAACCCUCAGGCUGCUCCAUUCGGACGCGGUUACGGUGGCUUCCAAGGCUAGUUGCGGGAGGCCAGGCGGAUACCAUGCCGAAGGUCACGAAGUCCACUCCGCGAUUGCAGCCGAGGGCACGUUCUCUUUUCUUGAGCUGAUUGCACUUUUGGUUCUGCUCAUGGCGAUUUGCAUUGCUUUGGAUACCCAACAAAAGCCUUCCGUACCCCUUCAUCCGGCCACGACUCUAGAGAGCGUCUGAAGUUUGUUUCUGAAAGUACGAUCUAGCGUGUAUCUCUGACAGUUUGUUUUGAGGGCUGAGGCGAGGACGGAUGGCAUAGCGUAGCUCUACUCACUGAUAUUGGGUAUGAAUUGAGAUUGAAAUGUUCUCCG
This is a messenger RNA of Cercospora beticola, 2254 nucleotides long. Its product is annotated as RNA-binding protein. The record is from RefSeq and is a predicted model, not a curated record. Lineage: Eukaryota; Fungi; Ascomycota; Dothideomycetes; Mycosphaerellales; Mycosphaerellaceae. Gene Ontology annotation, molecular function: RNA binding.